Messenger RNA from Dermacentor andersoni, 1437 nucleotides. RefSeq lists its product as uncharacterized. The record is from RefSeq and is a predicted model, not a curated record. Lineage: Eukaryota; Metazoa; Arthropoda; Arachnida; Ixodida; Ixodidae. Gene Ontology annotation, molecular function: zinc ion binding; nucleic acid binding.
AUGUCGAGGUUGCUCAACAUCCGACCUGUCCAUAACAUCCUCGACACCGAGAGGCUGCGGACCCUUUAUGAUGAGGUACAGACGGGGGUUCGGAGUCUCGAGGCAUUGGGUGUGGCGUCGAGCACUUACGGAGUGCUUUUAUUGACAGUCCUACGGAAGAACAUCCCGAAUGAGCUUUGCCUCGGUUACUUCAGACAAAAGACAACAUCUGCAGUCACGCCAGGAGAUGACCUUCAAGAUUUCCUCAGUUUCCUCAAGACCGAAGUAGAAAGUCGAGAGAGGGCCGAAUGUGGAACCCGUCAACAGCUGAGCACCGACAGGCUGAGUCGCCCGAUCCGCAAGGAUAUUCCUGAAAAGAAGGCGUCCGCGUCGGUUUUAACUGCCGUCAUGAAAGCUGAAACACUGUGCAAAUUUUGCGAAGCGAGCAGCCACUUAACCGCCGACUGUGAUGUUGAUUUGACUGCGGAUCAGAAGAGGACAAUUGUGCAGCGGGAAAGACUCUGCUUUAGGUGCGCCAAGGCAGGUCAUCGAGCAUACGAAUGCCGCACCUCAAGAUGGCUUAAAUGUAAGAGAUGUUCCGGCCGGCACGUUGCAGCCCUGUGUAACCUGAAUCGCCGACCAGCGACAGGAAAGUCGGAAGAGAAGACUGUACUCACUGAGACAAUCGUACAGUCUUCGCUGCAAGUCGAAGGCACCAAGAAGAGAACCCGUGUCCUUCUGCAGACGGCUCAAGCGUGGGUUCAGGGUAGGGAGAAGCGAGCGAUGGUCAGGCUGAUGAUUGACGGCGGAAGUCAGCGUACCUUUGUCAAGAAAGAGGUUUCACAGAAGAUGGGACUGCGUGUGAUGGGAGAGGAGACCCUGAAAAUAAUGACAUUUGGAAACGACAAGCCGUCUUCAGGAAUGAAGUGCCGCCGAGUGGAGUUAUGGCUGUGCAGUCGACACAACGAAAGAAAGAUCCGCGUUGAAGCGCUCGAGAUCACACAAAUCUGCGGCGACAUCGUGCCAGCACCUGAAGCGUACACCGUCAACUACCUCGAAGAGCAAGGCCUCGAACUCGCCGACAGUACGCAAGAUGGAGCAGAGAUAGGGCUGCUGCUGGGAUCCGAUUUCUACUGGGAGGUCACAACCGGUCGUGUCAGGCGCCUGGACAGCGGUCUCGUAGCCGUGGAGACCAUUUUUGGCUGGACCCUGCAGGGGACAACGCACACCACAGAAUCAACAGCAACGUACCGCAAAGAGAGAAGCAUAAAGGAAGGGGACAUUGUCCUACUCGGGGAAGAGAAGGUCCCGCGACAGAUGUGGAAGCUGUGCCGGGUUGUCGAGACGUUUCCUGGAAGGGACGGCCGAGUUCGAGCAUGCAAGAUUUCUCUGCCGGACCGAAAGCUGCUGAGACGACCGGUCCAAGCCCUCUACCCGCUUGAGCUAGGGGAGGAAUGA